GGAGGGUAGCGCACACACGAUUACCACAGUGGAGUUGACGUUUUCCCUCAGCACCAAAGCAAAACCAAAACAAAUCUGUUCUUACUAAAGAGAAGACUUCAGCGAGGGAUCAGGAAUCAAAACAGGAUCUAUCCCAGUCAGACGUGGUGUUUAUUACCUCCCAGUGGUCUGUGGUCCUCUCCCAGUGCUGAAAAAUGAGUCUGAGCACCAGUGAGCUGGAGGACCUGUGGGAGUCGUUGGGGGACCUCAACUUCUCCGAAGCCUUUAGCAACAUAACAAGUGUGGACACAAUGGUGUGUGCGACGGCUUUCAACCGCAAAGCUCUGCUCUACUCCAUGUGUGUCCUCUACACAUUUAUCUUCAUCGUCGGUUUGGCUGCUAACGCUCUGGUCCUCUGGGUAAACAUCCGUGCCCAAAGGGAUUCCAACCCUCGCCAUGAAACACACAUGUACAUUGCCCACCUGGCCAUCGCAGACCUAUGUGUGUGCGCCACCCUGCCUGUGUGGGUGAGCUCGCUGGCCCAACAUGGCCACUGGCCCUUUGGUGAGGUGGCGUGUAAACUUACACACCUGCUUUUCUCCGUCAACCUCUUCGGCAGCAUCUUCUUCCUGGCCUGCAUGAGCGUGGACCGCUACCUGAGCGUGGCGAAGCACGGAGACAACGAGAGAGGCACACGCAGGAAGCUGAUCCGCAGUGGAGUGUGUGUAGGGGUGUGGUUUCUGGCUCUGGUCGCCUCCCUACCAGACACCUACUUCCUGCGUACUGUGAAGUCAACACAUGGGGACACCAUGCUGUGCCGGCCUGUGUACCCAGAGGGAAACCCCAGGGAGUGGAUGGUUGGUGUGCAGCUGAGCUUCAUCCUGCUGGGCUUUGUUCUCCCCUUCCCUGUCAUUGCUGUGUUUUACGCCCUGCUAGCCGAGCUUUUACUCGCUCCUCCUCUCUCUUCUUCUUCUUCUUCUUCUUCUUCAUCGUCUUCCACAGUGGAGCAAGAGCGUCGUGUGAGCCACAGGGUGAUCCUGGCAUACAUCGUGGUGUUUCUGGGCUGCUGGGGACCCUACCAUUUUGUCCUCCUGGUUGAUGCCCUGUCUCAGCUGGGCCUGGUGCCUCUGACCUGUGGCCUGGAGAAUGUGAUCUACGUGGCCUUGCACCUAACCCAGUGCCUGUCCUUGCUCCACUGCUGUUUCAACCCCAUCCUCUACAACUUCAUCAACAGAAACUACCGCUAUGACCUCAUGAAGGCCUUCAUCUUUAAAUACUCCACGAGGACGGGUUUGGCACGCCUCAUCGACGCUUCCAACAUGUCUGAGACUGAGUACUCUGCUGUAGCUGUAGAAAACCCACCACAAAUCUGAGACAGCUUGUAAAUCUAAAUUACUCCAAAUGCAAUAUAAACGUAUGUUACAACUUUGUUCUUAUCAGAAUCUGUCAACAGGCAGCAUCAUUUGUACAGAAAUCUGCUUGAGUCAUGUAGAAAAGAUUGAAGACAGGCUAAUAUCAACGUUGAUGGAUCAAUUAUAAAAGCACUUACAAAGCCGUUUUAUUAUAACAGCUGAUACUGAAAACAUAUAUUUCAAUCAUUGUCACUCAUUUGUAAAGCCAAUACAGUGGCAAUAUAUGUGUAAAAUAUUUGCUUGUACUGUUGAUGUAGGAUUGUACUGUGCGUGUGAGUGUUUGUGUGAGUGGUGAGUAUAAUCUGACAGGCAUUGAAUAUCGAUAGUAUCUGUAGAGUAAUUUUGUGUCUUUUGUCUUUUUUUAAAUCAAUUUGUAUUUAUAUACUGUAUAUUUUAAAUGUUUUGCUUCCCUCAUGUAAAUCAGAGUCUUCACACACUGAUGUCUGCUCAGUGCUUCACUUCAUACAAUGCUACUUCAUCAUUUUAGUCGAGCUACUGAGUGGCUCAGUGUUUUAGUCCUGCUGUCUCUGUUAACCAUAACCUCAUGUCACAUCAGUUGAAUCCUUCAGACACAAAAAAAUUAAUUUAUUUUUCCUUUGACUAAGGUUUGUUAAUGUUCUACAAAGUGUGUGAUCUGGGUUAUAUAGUUAGAGGAAUAGUUUAACUAGCAGGAAAUGGGGAUGUCCGUGCUCUAAAUAUGAAGCUAAAGCCAGCUGCUGUUACACUUAGCUUAGAAUAAAACUAGAAACAUUGGAAACAGCACGUCUGGCUCUGUCCGAAGACAAAACAUUUUUUAAAAAUCUGUUUACCAGCACCUGCAAAGUCAAGUUGAAUUAACAUGUUAUAUUUGUUUGUUUCAUUCGUAAUAAAAACCACACUGUGGGGAGGAUUAUGUGCUGGACUAUUUAUUUGCUGGAGUCAGUAACUCUCUGUCGUCUGUCAGUCUUUGUACCCUGCUGAACUAAGACAAUCACAUGCUGGCUUUAGAUUCAUAUUUAGCAUUCAGACAUUAGAGUGGCACUGUAUUGACCCGCUCAUCUAAUGUAACUACCUGCAAGAAAGCAAAUAAGCACAUUUUACUAAAGUAGAAAGCUGAGGUGUUGUGCUUGCAUAUGAUACACUCGGCAAAUCAUUGCCUUUUGUUUUCUUUUGGUUCUAAAUAUUUGCAGUGUCUGGAGGCUUCAACUAGGACUACUGAGCUUAAAGAGCAGAUAGAUGUUGCUCCUGUAUCUUCUUAAAGUACAGUUUUAUGUUAAAUACUGUAUGGUCGUCAUAUUUUGCAUCAGUGCUAAUAGUGGAAAGGAUGCACAUGUGCACAUGCACAUCCAUGUGGUAAUAUUCCUGCUGCAUCAGCCCACAGGCCACAGAUGACUUAAACCUUUAUGACCAAAUAACUUAAAAGAAUAGCCUAACUACCUGUUUGUAAGCAGCAGCUGUGGUAUGUUACAACCAAGUGUUUAUUAGGGACCAAAUAACAAAAGAACAUCUUUAGUUUAGAGUCGUGUGUGUGUGUGUGUGUGUGUGUUUGAGUGCCACAGCUUGACUCCCAGAAGUGACGUUUUGCUGAGUAUUGAGUUAUACAGUUUACUCACUGUCUGUUGUAGGAAGCAACAUAUCCUUUUGAUGCGCUGACAUAGAGCACAUUGUGUCAUGUGAUUGGUUACACAUGUAUGCUUUUACACUGAGAAGAUUUCAUGUUGCAAUCAGAAAAGACUGGGGGUCACCAACAUGUGUCGACAAGAACAGAGGCAUUCCUUUGGUAUUGUAAUGUGUAACAUGUGUUUUGUUAUGUAUUAAAC
This is a messenger RNA of Anoplopoma fimbria (sablefish), 3190 nucleotides long. RefSeq names its product atypical chemokine receptor 3-like. Gene Ontology annotation, biological process: chemotaxis; vasculogenesis; G protein-coupled receptor signaling pathway. Gene Ontology annotation, cellular component: membrane. The record is from RefSeq and is a predicted model, not a curated record. Lineage: Eukaryota; Metazoa; Chordata; Actinopteri; Perciformes; Anoplopomatidae. Gene Ontology annotation, molecular function: coreceptor activity; chemokine binding; G protein-coupled receptor activity.